Messenger RNA from Armigeres subalbatus, 2667 nucleotides. RefSeq lists its product as uncharacterized. Bases 1 to 2667 code for a protein of 888 amino acids. The record is from RefSeq and is a predicted model, not a curated record. Gene Ontology annotation, biological process: DNA integration. Lineage: Eukaryota; Metazoa; Arthropoda; Insecta; Diptera; Culicidae. Gene Ontology annotation, molecular function: nucleic acid binding. The transcript has a single exon.
AUGAUAUUGUUAAAUCCAGCCGAUCAGCAGUUGCAGAGGAUAGUUUGGAGAGAUAGCGCAGCGGAACCGCUUCGGACAUUCGCUCUCGUCACGGUUACGUACGGUACGGCAUCAGCUCCAUAUCUAGCCACAAAGUGUCUGCAGCGCUUGUCGGAUGAAGGCCAAGAGGCAUACCCCAGUGCUGCCAAGAUCCUCAGGAAGGAUUUCUACGUAGAUGACAUGCUGUCUGGUGUAGACGACAUAGAAGGUGGGAAAGAGCUCAUCGGUCAGAUGAUAGGACUGCUGCAAUCUGCGGGAUUCUCUCUUCGAAAAUGGAAUUCUAACAGCAAAGAAUUGCUGUCAGCGGUGCCGGAGGAAUUGAGAGACGAGCGAUCGAUUUUGGAAUUGGAUUCAUCGACCGCUGCUGUGAAAACGCUAGGUUUGACUUGGGAGCCCAGCACCGACUGCUUCCGGUUUAGUUCGCCAGAAUGGGAUGAGUCUGCAGAAAUUACCAAAAGGAGCGCCCUGUCGGAUGCAUCCCGACUAUUCGACCCGCUGGGUCUAGUAGGCCCGGUCAUCGUUCAAGCAAAGAUUUUCCUGCAGGAGCUCUGGAAACACGAUUGCGAGUGGGACGAUCCUUUGAACGCACGAUUACAAGAGCAGUGGCGUGAGUACCGGCGGAAUUUGGUAGGUCUUGCAGAGAUCACUGUUCCUCGAUGGAUAGGAACUAGUUGCAGCAACAAAUUUGUUGAGAUCCACGGCUUCUGCGACGCUUCAAUCAAAGCUUACGGUGCCUGCAUAUACAUCCGCACUGUAACAGCAGACGGAAGCGUACACGUGCAUCUGCUGACCUCCAAAUCUCGAGUAGCUCCGCUCGAGAAUUUAAAGAAAAACAAAAGUUGCUGUCCAUUCCCGUCUAGAACUGUCGUCGGCACUGCUCCUGGCACACCUGUACGAAAAGGUCGCCAAAAUAUCAACAUUGUCGCCAAGUGUUACUUCUGGGCUGAUUCAACAAUUGUCGUAUGCUGGUUGUCAUCGUCACCGUCAAGAUGGAAGCAGUUUGUGGCGAAUCGCGUCUCCGAAAUCCAGCAUAUUACGAAGGGUAGUGACUGGAAUCACGUUGCUGGAGAAGACAAUCCUGCAGACAUUAUUUCUCGGGGCAUGUCGCCGACACAACUGCAGUACGAAUCGCGCUGGUUCCACGGACCGAAUUGGCUGAUGUUGGAUCAGAAAUACUGGCCCGAUUCCAAGCAGAUCAACGAAAGUGGCAUCAACAAGGUAGAUUUGGAAGAAAAGGCUGUCGUCGCUGUACUUCCAGCAGUUUUACCCAGCGAGAUAUUUGGUCUUCGAUCGUCGCUAGCAGAUCUGGUACGGCUGACAGUCUACAUCCUUCGAUUCAAAUGGAAUUCUUCACCAGAAAAUCGGUUGGACAAGAAAGUCGGCUACAUCACUUUCCAGGAGUACAACGAAGCGCUCAAAAGACUGAUAAAGCAAUCCCAGCGAGAAAGUUUCUCUCAGGAAUUGGCGGACAUCGCUAAGUAUGAUCAGGUGCAAGACUCUUCGAGAAUAGCUGGACUAAACCCACAACUUGUCGGCGGUAUAUUGUGCGUUGGCGGCCGGUUGAAUAAUGCAGCCGUACCUGAUAGUCAAAAACAUCCGUACAUCCUCGAUCACCGUCAUCCCCUCACAAAACUCAUCGUUGUUUAUUACCAUCGGAAGUACUUGCAUUCUGGUCAGCAACAGAUGGUAUCGGCUGUUCGAGAGCAAUUCUGGCCCACGAGCGCCAGAAGCCUCGCAAGGAAAGUGGUCCACGAAUGUGUCCAGUGUUUUCGUGCGAAACCUAAAAUUCAGGACCAACUGAUGGCUGAUUUACCUCCAGAGCGAGUGCGGCCAUGUUCCCCCUUUCAGAAGGUCGGAGUCGACUACUGUGGUCCAUUCUACGUGUUCUACCCACAACGUCGAGCACGACCAAUCAAGUGCUUCGUGGCAGUGUAUGUGUGCCUAGUUACAAAAGCAGUACACUUGGAGCUAGCGGCUGAUUUGACGACACAAGCCUUUCUUGGGACAUUGCAACGAUUUUCGGCACGUCGCGGCAAGCCGUCGCUUAUAAUGUGCGACAAUGCUACAAACUUCGUUGGCGCCAGGCGGAAGCUGGAUGAGCUUGCCCAGCUGUUUGCUAGCCAACAAUUUUCGGAUGCGGUACUACGCCAAGCAGCAGAAGAACGAAUCGAGUUUCGGUUCAUUCCAGCCCGGUCACCAAAUUUCGGAGGGCUGUGGGAAUCAGCGGUGAAGUCAUUUAAGAAUCUUUUCAAGCGGACUAUUGGCACACGUGCCUUGGAAUACGAAAAGAUGCAAACGGUCCUGACUCAAACAGAAGCAAUCCUGAACUCCAGGCCGUUGACUCCGAUCAGCAACGAUCCAGACGAUUUUGAGGCUCUCACACCAGGACAUUUCCUGAUUCAGCGGCCACUAGCGGCCAUUCCGGAGCCCGAUCUUGGUGGCAUUCCGGACAACAGGCUUUCGGCUUGGGAAAAAGUGCGAGAUUUUACCCAACUAUUGUGGAGAAAAUGGUCCAAACAAUAUCUGUCCAAUCUCCACAAUCGGACAAAAUGGACGCGGCAUAGGGACAAUAUCACAGUUGGUACUAUGGUUGUUCUCAAGGAGGAAAAUUUGCCACCGUUGAUGUAG